Messenger RNA from Rattus rattus (black rat), 2367 nucleotides. RefSeq names its product histamine receptor H2 (gene Hrh2). Gene Ontology annotation, cellular component: dendrite; membrane. The record is from RefSeq and is a predicted model, not a curated record. The coding region runs from base 656 to 1750 and encodes 364 amino acids. Lineage: Eukaryota; Metazoa; Chordata; Mammalia; Rodentia; Muridae. Gene Ontology annotation, biological process: gastric acid secretion; positive regulation of vasoconstriction; chemical synaptic transmission. The transcript has 3 exons. Gene Ontology annotation, molecular function: neurotransmitter receptor activity; G protein-coupled serotonin receptor activity; histamine receptor activity.
AUGGUAUCAUAGACUUACAUCCUGGUCCCCUUCACCAUCCACCAUGUGCCCUGACCAUCUUGGUCUUUCCUAAGGAGGGAUACCUAAAAGAGUCCCCAUUGACUCCUAAUCUCUCAUCUCAUGAUUGAUGUCUAGAAAGACUCACUUUGAAACAGGUCAUGCUGUUGGUCUAAUUCUGAAGUUCUAAACACUCGAUCUUUACAUUUACAGCUUCUAUGACCUCCCAGAGAGGGUAGCUAAUAGUUUGCUACCUUAAGUCAUCGAUGGGAGCAGGUACCGGCCAUGGAGAAGGACAUGACAGCCUAUGUGUGUGAACCCUUGCAUAUAAAACCUAAGCCACUUCAAGACACAUCCGGCAGUGCCUCAGACUCCAUGAGGAACCUAGAAGGUAGAUAUGUAUUACAGACCUGGGAGAAGUCUGGCUUGGAAGACCAGCUAAGGACUGGGGUGUGAGCUUUUAAGGCCCUGUCUUACUUCCUUCUUAUCCAUGUCCUGCACUUUACAAGGAACAGCUUGAUCUAUUGUUAGAACAGCAUUGGGUCAAUCACUAAGCCUUCCCCAACUUGCCUUUAGCUUGGUUGGAAGCCCAAUUGUCAGAGCUGGAAGAGAAGUGGCCAAGGCCAAGAGGUGAAUGUAGAAGCCACAGGGCCCCAGAAUGGAGCCCAAUGGCACAGUUCAUUCCUGCUGCUUGGACUCUAUGGCAUUGAAAGUCACCAUCAGUGUGGUCCUUACCACCCUCAUCCUCAUCACCAUUGCUGGCAAUGUGGUCGUCUGCCUGGCUGUCAGCUUGAACCGUCGGCUCCGCAGUCUGACCAAUUGCUUCAUUGUGUCCCUGGCAGCCACUGACCUGCUUCUUGGACUCCUGGUGCUGCCCUUCUCUGCCAUUUACCAGCUGUCCUUCAAGUGGAGUUUUGGCCACAUCUUCUGCAACAUCUACACCAGCUUGGAUGUGAUGCUCUGCACAGCCUCCAUCCUCAACCUCUUCAUGAUCAGCUUGGACCGCUACUGCGCUGUCACGGACCCACUGCGAUACCCUGUGCUGGUCACCCCAGUUCGAGUUGCCAUCUCUUUGGUCUUUAUUUGGGUUAUUUCUAUCACCCUAUCCUUCCUCUCUAUUCACCUAGGAUGGAACAGCAGAAAUGGGACCAAAGGGAGCAAUGACACCUUCAAGUGCAAAGUGCAGGUCAAUGAGGUGUAUGGACUGGUGGAUGGGCUGGUCACCUUCUACCUGCCUCUUCUCAUCAUGUGUGUCACUUACUACAGAAUCUUUAAGAUCGCCAGGGAGCAGGCCAAACGGAUUAACCACAUCAGCUCCUGGAAGGCAGCCACCAUCAGAGAGCACAAAGCCACCGUGACACUGGCAGCCGUCAUGGGAGCGUUCAUCAUCUGCUGGUUUCCUUACUUCACUGCAUUCGUUUACCGUGGGCUGAGAGGGGAUGAUGCCAUCAAUGAGGCGGUCGAGGGCAUUGUCCUAUGGUUGGGCUAUGCCAAUUCAGCCCUGAACCCCAUCCUGUACGCUGCUCUCAACAGAGACUUCCGCACGGCGUACCAACAGCUCUUCCACUGCAAGUUCGCAAGCCACAACUCUCACAAAACUUCCCUGAGGUUGAACAACUCUCUGCUGCCCAGGAGCCAGAGCCGAGAAGGGAGCAGACAGACCAUGAUGUCACAGAUGAAGGAAAACCCUAAGUUUCCAGUGUCUGACAACGCUGUCACUUCCAUCUGUGGCCCCAGUGACUCUGGAUGCUGAAGGCAGUCACUACAGGACUCACCCCACCUCCAGCCUUUGGGGAAAACAGCACUGUCUUGCACCACAUGCUCCAAUGGCCUCCCAAGCUGCUGCAAGAGCCUGUGGAGGCUUCGUUUCCUCAGGCAACACCUACAAGGAACCUCAGAGGAGCAAUCGGGGGAGCCACUGUCUGAAUAGACAGAAAGGACACACCACAGGAAGGAAUGGGGGCAUUGCCCUCUGAGGCUGUCUAGAUCCUGCCCAGGACACCAAGAUACUGGCCUUAUUUGUUGGAUCUCUUUUCUGGAGCCCCUGUAGAUCAAGCCCCACCAAAACCACCGAGGACAAACUUCAGCCUGGAGGCUCACAGAACAUACAGAUAAGCUUCCCUGAGAGCAGAUUCCAGACAGGUACUUAGGCUUACUUAGGCUGAAUUCCCUGGGUUCAAAGCUCACGUUGGUGCUGGCCCUAGAAGUCAUGAGCAGAGAGAGCAGGGCAGAGACGUUUACACAUGUGUGCAUGGACACACUUCUGUAGAAAACAUGCACAUCUGCUGAGCAGGGCAAGGAAUGCGAUCAUACAGCACUGGCCCCACUCACUUCCUUGUGGGGGUCUCAAUAUGAGCAGAAAAAAAAAAA